UAUGUCUCCUCUUUUUGAUAAGGUCUUUGUAGAUAAGAUCCCCGGGAAUCUCAAAAUGACAGCCAGUUAUUUAUAUCGGUAAUGGAUUCAGAUGAUACGGGCAAUGGCUGCCUCAAAACUCAAGAAAUCAAGUCGAUUGGUGCAAGCUAUUAACGAUGAGCACCUCAGCCGGGCAGCAACGUUGCUAAAAGAAGGAGCAUGUCCAAAUCUGCUUCUUCCAGCCGAGGGUGUGACUCCUUUUCAUCUUGCAGUUGGCUGUGAUUCUCGUCAUGCUCUAGAGCUUACCACUCUCUUCCUCCAACACAAUGCAGACCCUAAUGUCAGAUCGACAGAGGGGCUCACACCUGUCCAUGUAGCUGCUUCAUGGGGAAGGUUUCAAGCCCUGGAACUCCUCCUGUGGAACGGGGGUGACCCAUCAAUAGAAGAUGAGGAGGGUAAUACGGCCAAGAACAUGGCUGAGAGUAGUAACCACUGGGAUUGCAUCAAUCUUCUGGAUAUGUGGAUGGAUGGUCAAUGUAGCGACCCAGAAGAAGACAAUGUGGAUGAUGUCAGGAGUAUUCCACUUGCUUCUCGGGAACAAAGCAAUCAUGAUAUCUGUGGUUCUCCAAGUUAUCUGUCCGAUCAUGAGAUGCUGAGUAACCCAUCACCUGACAAAGAUGGCCACCUUUACAAUUAUAAUGCUGGUUACAGCUGGAGUCCGGGCUCUGCAACCAGCCCAACUUUGAGUUCCACAGAUAAUGAGUCCCUUUCUCAAGGUUUAGAAGAGGAGGAAGAAGAUGACACUGACCAUGAUCUAGAUGACUAUGAGAUAUCAUUCCCAAAGCACCAUCCAACAACUCACACAUCAUGUUACGAUCGUCCAGAGAGCGUGCAGUCAUCAUAUGGAGAUACUUCCUUAAAUCGUGCAUUGCUCUCCAUGAACCUUGACAACUACAGUCUGUCAUCAAGCUCAUCCAACAGGUCUUCAUCAUCGUCUGUAGUAUCUCCAUCUUUGCGUCAGACCAGUCCAAGUCAGAGUGAGGUACAUUCUGAAGGAGAGGGCGCCCUAUCAGCCGAUGAACACACAUUGACUGGCUUUGGAUUAGAUGUGACCUCUCCAGAUCACACUGUUAUUUUCACAAAGGCUACUGAUAAAGACAGGAGGAGGACAGUGUUCUGUCCUCUUAAAUAUCCAAGUAUAGAUUUUGAAGAGCAGGGGGCCUUGUGUUCACCAGAGUCUGCAGUGAUCAGCAGUGUGAGCGAAAAAGGACAAGAAGAUGCAUCUAUUUCUUCAUAUUAUACAGCUGAAAUUGAAGUAAACGAAAGGAAGCAAUCACUUUCUGAGGCUUGUGAGGCAUCUCCAUUAUCUUCUCCAACAUCCAGUAGUGCUCUCUCCUCUCCAAGCUCCAGCGUGUCUUCAAGAUCCGUGUACUAUAACAGAAGAUCAGGCACUUCUCUGAUUGAAGAACACUUCCUUCCUGCCUCUGGAAGCGAGCCAUCUCUGCUCAACUUUAGCUUCGCUCCUGCAGACGACACCAUUAUCUACGAUUGGGCUUCUUUCAAAUCAGACUCUGUUGAGGAUGACGUGCCUCAAAGGUUGGAGAUUCCGCCAGAACUUGCCAAGCUGACAAACACUGAACUGAAGGCUAAACUUCAUGAUCAUGGUGAGGAUGUUGGACCAGUUACUGCGACUACAAGAUCAGUAUACCUCAAUUUCCUUGUAAGGUUAAUGCAGGAUGGUGGUUGCACAACCAAGAGAUUGAAACAGAAGCAAGAUAUGGCCAAUAAUAAUUUUCAGUAUGAACUGGCUGAGGUACUGAGUGAAAGCAAACCCUUACCAGAGAGUCAUGACCUUGAAAAGCAGAUGGUGGAACAGUUUCAAGAACCUGAUCCAAAGAGAAAAUGGAGAGAGGGCAAAUUGAAGUCAUCCUUUAAUUACCUUCUUCUAGACCCACGUGUAACCAGGGACCUUCCUAGUCGGUAUCCCAAACUCACACAGCUGGAGACAUUCAGGACCUUUGUAUCAGCCAUAUUCUAUGUGGGCAAGGGUAAAAGGUCACGACCUUAUGCACACUUUGAAGAAGCUCUUGAUCAUCUCAAGAAGAAAAUGACUAAAAAGCCUGGUUCUAAAGUUCUUCACAUCUUAGAUGUAUGGUCUGGCGGAAUGGGUGUGGUUUCAUUACAUUGUUUCCAGAAUGUUAUACCAGUGGAAGCUUACACCAGAGAAGCUUGUAUGAUUGAUGCACUUGGUCUUUCCCGCCUCACCAACGCCAAGAGAGGAGAUUACUAUGGAGUGGCUCACAGCUGGUCCGGGGCAAAGAAACGAAAGAUUGGAGUACAUCUUCUUCACAAAGCUUGUCAGAUCUUCUUAAUGGAAGGUGAGAGGCAGAUUAGGAGUGGUGAUAUUACCUCUGGCCAGUGACUGAUUAGGUGUAUUUUUGCUUGGUCUACAACCAGUUGGUCUACAACCA
Molecule: messenger RNA, 2450 nt
Organism: Lytechinus variegatus (green sea urchin)
Lineage: Eukaryota; Metazoa; Echinodermata; Echinoidea; Temnopleuroida; Toxopneustidae
Gene: ankle1
Product: ankyrin repeat and LEM domain-containing protein 1-like
Exons: 8
Coding region: 92-2401 (769 amino acids)
Molecular function (GO): protein binding; endonuclease activity
Source: RefSeq, a predicted model, not a curated record